AUAAAACCAGGCACUUCUGGCUCAGUCUGUAACUAGUCGUUCCAAAAGCCACAGCAAUUUGGUGAAACAAGUGUGAUCAGUUUGACGCAGAUUUUUUCUUGGUGAUUAGUGCAAAAAAGUACAGCAAGUUUAUUACUCAAUUGAUAACGAGCAACGUAAGUAAAAGCCAAGUGUGUGACUGGGCAGAAUUUAGAAACCAAUUACAAGAUGAAUUCGACACACAGCACACAACAACCGGGACCUUCAACUGGAAAUGUAUCUUCGAGUUCACCAACACACAUGCAACUGAAAACAACAAUACAUCCGCCCCUUUCAAUGAGCUUCACAUGGAGAGGAGAUAGAACCAAACAAGGUUUCGAUUAUCAGAAACAACUUACUUCGACGCUUUUCGUUGCUGCAUCCUUGGAAGAAUGCAGAUUCCGCCUGGCAUCAGAAAUGGAGCAGGCCGGUAAGUUUGAUGACGCUGUGCUACUUUUGGAUGAUCAGAAGGAAGUAUGGUUCUUUCAAGUCAAGCGUAGUGAUGGGCAUGCUGAAAUUGAAUACAAAGAGUUUUUUCCUACAAAUUUUGAUACAAAAAAUCCGUUAUCCCUUCCAAUCUACAUUCAAUCAUUCAUGAAUGUUUCAAAAAAAAGUGAGUUCAAGAAUUACAAAAAACAGUUUAUAAUCUUCACCGACAAAUCAAUAGAUGAUAAUACUAGAAUUAAACUAAGAGAUCUCUUUGACAUAGAAAGCUGGGCUUUGAAUGAUUCGUUGAGAACUAAAAUGUUCGGAACGUGUAAUGGAAAAAAUGAAAAAUUAGUUCCAAAAGCACAGAAAAUCCAGGAACUGUUGAAAGAGAUAAACAAAUUACCUGUUGACGUCAAGGAUGCUAUAAUUGAGCUUCAGAAUUCGGGUAAAAUUAAAAACAUCUUGAGAAAAUACCUCAAUCCUUUACGAUCCAUUUUGAAAAUUGAUAACUCCAUAAGAUUUGCAGACACAUUCACAAGAUAUAAGGAUGACAUAAAUCAGCAAUGGUUAUGGAACGAGCUUCAUACACAUUUCAUUACUUCGUGCGGAAGAUUUAAGGACCUAUCAGAGGUGGUUUUCAGUAGUGAGAUAGACAAGAGGCAACUCAACAAUAAACCCGAAGAAACUAGUUUUCCUAGGUUCAUCGAAGAAUCUGAUUUGAGAAGCUUUUUUGAUUGCUUUGCGUUAUGUACCGGUCAGCCUAAAGAUCUCUACAAGACAAAAAAUAGCAUUAUAAAAUCGUUUGUGGACAAGUGCGUUCAUGAUAAGGACCGUUCUUUGUUUAGUAAUAGAAACGAAUUUUAUAAAAUACUGGAAGAUGAAUUUGAAGAAUGGUACAAGAUUACAAACAUAAAUAACAAAAAGAAGCCUUAUUUGAGCAGCGACGAAGGAAACGAGUGUAUUCGUAAGAUCGAAGCGGAUCUGCGCAGAAGCUUACAAAAGAUUACAGAAGCAGAUUUCAGUGAUUAUGUGGAACGUAAGCUUAUUUUACAAAAUGGUCACAAAAAUAUAACAGAAGAUAAAUUUACUUCAAUGUUGAAGCAAUCGCCUGAUCGGAACGAUUAUUACAUAUUGGUAGGUGAGGCAGGCAUGGGAAAAACAACUUUCAUGAAAAAAAUCACGUAUUUACUACAAGCUGACUACAACAAUCACGUGUAUCUGAUUUGCUUGAAUGGGUUGUUUAAAAACUACGAGGAACAAAACGAUAUAUUCACACUUAUGAAAUCCUCCCAUUUUACAAGAUCCACCCAAAAGUUUAUUCAAAACAGUUUGGAAAAUUGUCCAGAACAAUGUUUCAUUCUUCUAGAUGGCUUCGAUGAGAUUGAUACACAGCAUCAGAGUUUAGCUAUUAAGCUUAUCAAGGAAACUUUCUGCAAAAAUGAUAUUCGAUUGCUCAUAAGUGGCAGAAAUCAUGUGAAAAACACACUGGAAAAAGGAUUGCAAGUUAAGACAUUAAAGCUUGUUCCAUUAGUUGAGGAUGAGCAGCUGAUGUUUUUGAGAAACUACUGGGACAUCAGUUCUGAGAUCAGUCAGAAAGAUCUCGUACGAUUUCAAAUAUUUGCGAAACGUUUGCUCGAGCUUUUGCAUGACAGUAUUAAAUCUGUCUAUUUCCACUUUACUGGUCUACCUCUAAUGGUUCGAAUGCUUGCAGAAGUCAAAAAGGAAAAAUUCGAAAAAUACUGGACGUCAACACAUGGAAACAUUACCGAGAUAUUGAACAUGGAAACCCAUUUCAGUGUGGUGAGUUUAUAUGAAAAUUUUGUCAAGAUAUCAUUCAACAUAUUCGCCAAAAAAGUUAAAAAGGAAGAAGCAUAUGCAACAGUUGAAUCAAAAAUAGAUGAUUUUUUCAAAGACAACUUCACAAAAUUUGAUCGUGCUCAUCAGAUAAUUGCUAUUGAACAGUUAAACGUUCCUGAAUUACGUAAAAUAUUGAGCAAUAACGAUACUGUAACAAUUCUGGAAAGCAUGCAAAAAAUCCUGGACUAUGGAGAAAAAUCACUAUUGAUCAAUGCUUCGAACAAGAACCACCUACAAUUCACUCACUUAUCGUAUGCUGAGUAUUUCCUUUCAAAAUUUUUGUAUGACCAUGUGUUAGAUUGGAAAGCGAUCUUGUUUGAUGUUUUGAAUAAACAUACAGUAGUUCGAGCCUUUUUCUUUUCGAUGAUUGAGGAAAAUUGGGAUAACAGUAAAUCGCAAAUGGACGCAAUCAACCGAAUUUGCCACAAAACACCUGCAAUGAUGUAUUUAGUCUGUUUUGAUGGUUACGAAUUAAUUUUAAAAGAGCUCCUGAACCACCAUGAGGCUAAACAGUUGCUUCAAAGAAGGGAGCUAGACAAAAAAGUCACACUUCUGCAUGUUGCUGUUCAAUCCAGGAAAGAAAACAUUCUAAGGUUAGUUCUCUGUGAUCACCAAUUUGGCGAUUGUACUCACCAUGAAGCAAGCAAUAAUACUAUGGAAGAAAACGAAUCUGAAAUAGACAUAAAUACCCCAGAUUCAGAGGGAGCUUUACCAAUUCAUUACGCUGUAUCUGAUGGGAACGAAGGGAUUGUGAAUAUGCUUGCGCAACAUGGUGCUGAUAAAAGUAUUAAUGCUCAAGACAGGCACGGAAAUACUCCUCUACAUAAUGCAGCCGAUGUGGGAAUAGUCAAGCUGCUAAUUCAUAAAUAUUCAGCCGAUUACAAAAUUGCCAAUAGACACGGACAAACUCUUAUUCAUUUGGCGGCACAAAGUGGUAAUAUGAAAAUUGUUCAGAUGCUUAUAGACGACUUUGCAGCUGAUGUUAAUGUGCAAGACAACUAUGGAAAUACUCCUCUCCUUCUUGCUGCCUCUUGGCGUCAGUGGGAGACGGUCAAGAUGUUGAUUGACAAAGAUUCCGAAUAUUGUGGAGACUACAAAAUUGCCAAUAAUACAGGAACAACUCUUUUUGACUUGGCGAUCAUAGCAGGAGAAAUAGAAAUUGUACAAAUGCUUAUAGAUGACCAUGCUGCUGAUGUUGAUGUGAGAAUCUGCUAUAGAAACACUCCUCUCCUUCUUGCUGCCAGAAAUAAUAAGUGGGAGAUUGUCAAGAUGUUGAUUGACAGAAAAUGCAAAUAUUCUGCAGACUACAAAAUUGGCAAUGGAAUCGAACGAACUGUUAUUCAUUUGGCAGCCGAAAGAGGUAAUAUGGAAAUUGUACAAAUGCUUAUAGAUGACUAUGCGGCUGAUAUCAAUACGCAAGACAACGAUGGAAAUACUCCUCUCCUUGUUGCUGCCAAAAAUGAUGUGUGGGGGGUGGUCAAGAUGUUGAUUGACAAAAAAUCCAAAUAUUUUGCAGACUACAAAAUUGCCAAUAAUGACGGACAAACUAUUAUUCAUUUUGCGGCACUAAGAGGUAAUAUGGAAAUUGUACAGAUGCUUAUAGAUGACUAUGCGGCUGAUGUCAAUGCGCAAGACAACGAUGGAAAUACUCCUGUUCUUCUUGCUGCCAAACAAAAUGACUGGAGGAUGGUCCAGAUGUUGAUUGACAAAGAUUCCAAAUAUUUUGCAGACUACAAAAUUGCCAAUGAUGACGGACAAACUCUUAUUCAUUUUGCGGCACUAAGUGGUAAUAUGGAAAUUGUACAGAUGCUUAUAGAAAACUAUGCAGCUGAUGUCAAUGCGCAAGACAACGAUGGAAAUACUCCUGUUCUUCUUGCUGCCAAACAAAAUGACUGGAGGAUGGUCCAGAUGUUGAUUGACAAAGAUUCCAAAUAUUUUGCAGACUACAAAAUUGCCAAUAAAAACGGAAAAGCUCUCAUUCAUUUUGCGGCCAAAGCAGGUUAUAUGGGAACUGUAAAGAUGCUUAUAGAAAGCUAUGCGGCUGAUGUCAAUGCUCAAGACAACGAUGGAAAUACUCCUGUUCUUGUUGCUGCCAAAAAUAAUGAGUGGGAGAUGGUCAAGAUGUUGAUUGACAAAGAUUCCAAAUAUUUUGCAGACUACAAAAUUGCCAAUAAAAACGGAGAAACUCUUAUCCAUUUCGCAGCAAGAGAUAAUAUGGAAAUGGUAAAGAUACUGAUAGAUGACUAUGCGGCUGAUGUCAAUGCGCAAGACAACGAUGGAAAUACUCCUCUCCAUGUUGCUGCCAAACAUUCUGAAUGGGAGGAGGUCAAGAAGUUGAUUGGCAGAAAUUCCGAAUAUUUUGGAAACUACAAAAUUGCCAAUGAUGACGGACAAACUCUCUAUAAUUUUGCGGAAGAAAGUGGUAAUAUGGAAAUUGUACAGAUGCUUAUAGAUGACUAUGCGGCUGAUGUCAAUGCGCAAGACAACGAUGGAAAUACUCCUCUCCUUCUUGCUGCCAAAAUAUAUAAGUGGGAGAUGGUCAAGAUGUUGAUUGACAAAGAUUCCAAAUAUUCUGCAGACUACAAAAUUGCCAAUAACGCCGGACAAACUCUUAUCCAUUUUGCGGCAGAAAGUGGUAAUAUGGAAAUUGUACAGAUGCUUAUAGAUGACUAUGCGGCUGAUGUCAAUGCGCAAGACAACGAUGGAAAUACUCCUCUCCUUCUUGCUGUCAAAAGAUAUAAGUGGGAGAUGGUCAAGAUGUUGAUUGACAAAGAUUUCAAAUAUUCUGCAGACUACAAAAUUGCCAAUAACGCCGGACAAACUCUUAUCCACUUUGCGGCCGAAAAAGGUGGCGUUGAAAUUGUAAAGAUGCUUAUAGAAAACUAUGCGGCUGAUGUCAAUGCGCAAGACAACGAUGGAAAUACUCCUGUUCUUCUUGCUGCCAAACAAUAUGACUGGAAGAUGGUCAAGAUCUUGAUUGACAAAGAGUCCGAAUAUUUUGCAGACCACAAAAUUGUCAACAAAAACGGAGAAACUCUUAUCCAUUUCGCAGCAAGAAAUAAUAUGAACACUGUAAAGAUGCUGAUAGAUGACUAUGCGGUUGAUGUCAAUGCGCAAGACAACGAUGGAAAUACUCCUCUCCUUCUUGCUGCCAAAAGAUAUAAGUGGGAGAUGGUCAAGAUGUUGAUUGACAAAGAUUCCAAAUAUUCUGCAGACUACAAAAUUUCCAAUAACGCCGGACAAACUCUUAUCCAUUUUGCGGCAGAAAGUGGUAAUAUGGAAAUUGUACAGAUGCUUAUAGAUGACUAUGCGGCUGAUGUCAAUGCGCAAGACAACGAUGGAAAUACUCCUCUCCUUCUUGCUGCCAAAAAUGAUAAGUGGGAGAUGGUGAAGAUGCUGAUUGACAAAGAUUUCAAAUAUUCUGCAGACUACAAAAUUGCCAAUAAAGCCGGACAAACUCUUAUUCAUUUGGCGGCCGAAGGAGAUAAUAUGGAAAUGGUGCAGAUGCUUAUAGAUGUCUAUGCGGCUGAUGUCAAUGCGCAAGACAACGAUGGAAAUACGCCUCUUCAUUGUGCAGCCGAGAAUAGCAUGUGGAAAAUGGUCAACAUUUUGAUCGUGAAGCAUCGUGCAAAUUUCAAUGCUACUAACAAGAGCGGCCAAACUCCUUCUCACGUAGCUGCCUUGAAGGGCCAGUGGGAUGUUGUGAAAAUGCUUCUUGCCGAUUAUGCAUUAGAUGUCAACACUCCGAACGGAUCCGGACGGACUCUUCUGCAUUUGGCAACUGAAAAUAACAAAUUGGAAGCUGUGAAGAUGCUCAUACAUGACCACUCGGCAGAUAUCGGUUGCCUUGACAGUGAAGGGCGUACGCCCUUUCAGGUGGCUAUCGAGAGGGGCCACAGAGAAGUUGUGGACGAGCUGGCCAAAGUCCAAAAUGCUGAAUUUUCGAGAAAUUAAAAAAAAAAAGAAAAAUUCCACAGACAGAAAGCCGACGAAAAAAAAAACGAAAAAGUUAAAACAAAGGAAAUAAUAAAGCUAUAAAAAUGUAGUUCCUUCCCUCUUCGAUAAAACAGGCUUAUUCAUUACUAUCCAAAGGGCUAAAAUUACGAUUAGACCAUAUUUGUUUUGACCACCUGAAAGCUCCCACUCUGUCGCAAGCGACACGUUCGAUAUGUCCUCAACGAUUCAAAGGAUCACUGAAACAUGGUUGUGUGGGUGUACACCGGAGCUGUACCGCUGUACAAUCUCACACACACUCAUUCAUGAUGUUUUUCGCUGAAUUCGUUCGUGGCGCUAGUGUGUGUUGAAGUUUGAGUACCGUCGUUGGGGGUGAGAA
Messenger RNA from Aedes albopictus (Asian tiger mosquito), 6637 nucleotides. RefSeq lists its product as uncharacterized. The record is from RefSeq and is a predicted model, not a curated record. Bases 208 to 6258 code for a protein of 2016 amino acids. NCBI's taxonomy places the organism in Eukaryota, Metazoa, Arthropoda, Insecta, Diptera, Culicidae. The transcript has 3 exons. Gene Ontology annotation, molecular function: protein binding.